AUGGAAAAUCUGCUCUCUCUCGCGUUCGACAACCUCUCCUCCUACGACGGCCCCAAAGUCCGCAAGGGUCUGCGCCAAGUCGAGGGUCUGCUGGCGCAAAUCUGCUUGUCGUCGGCCUCCCGCGACGGAAGCAAGCCCGACCAAGACACGACGGGGAUAACGGGCGUUGACGGCGAAGACGACACGACAACGUCGCCCCCGCCGCCGCCGCGCAAGGACCUCGGCCGGCUCUCCCAAGACCCGGCGUUUCGCGAGUUCUUCAAACUGCAGGAGGGCUUUGAGUGGAACGUCGGCCUGCGGCUCAUUAGCACGCUCGAUCGGCUCAUGGCCAAGGGUAGCGACGGGCAAAACGACUUGCUCAUCCUCAGCGCGCUCGACCUGCUGCAGGGCGCGAUGCUGCUGCACCCGCCGAGCAAGGGCCUAUUUCAGCGCGAGCAAAACAUGAAUGUGAGUACAAACGCAGAAUUCUUUUACCUUGUUCCGACCGAGUCAAAAAUAUGGUCUGUCAAACUAAUACGAGUCCACCCAAAGCUCCUUCUUGACCUCCUCGAGCCGUUCAACUGCCCGGCAAUCCAAUCCGCCACGCUUCUCACCCUCGUCGUCGCCCUGAUUGAGAUGCCGAGAAACACGCGCGUCUUUGAGGGUCUAGACGGCCUGCUCACCGUCACCUCUCUCUUCAAGUCGCGCUCCACCUCGCGCGAGGUCAAGCUCAAGCUCGUCGAGUUUCUCUACUUUUACCUCAUGCCCGAGACGCCCUCCAUCCCCCGCGCCGACCGCCGCGAUUCGCUGCCGGAUAUGCUCCAGCGCAGUCCGAGCAAGCUCGCGAGCGCGUUUGGCGGCGGUGAUGCGGCGGCGGCGCACAAGCGCGGGCGUGGCGAGACGGGCGGAACGCUGUCGACGUCUGAGAAGCAGCAGUUGCUGAGUAGACAUCUAAGCAACGUGGAGGAUCUGGUCAAGGAUCUUCGCACGUGUGCGCCAUUUGGAGGCGUGGUGGCGUAG
This is a messenger RNA of Beauveria bassiana ARSEF 2860, 999 nucleotides long. RefSeq names its product cell division control protein 14. NCBI's taxonomy places the organism in Eukaryota, Fungi, Ascomycota, Sordariomycetes, Hypocreales, Cordycipitaceae. The transcript has a single exon. Bases 1 to 999 code for a protein of 332 amino acids. The record is from RefSeq and is a predicted model, not a curated record.